AUGGCAGAUACUGCUAAGCCCAGCCCGGCCCUGCUGGCCUCCCUGGGCGUGGGGCUGCUCUCUCUCCUCGGCCUGGCCCUGGGCGCCUACGUGGUGCGGAGGUCCCGCCGGCCGCUGGUCACGCUCCUGGAUCCCGAGGAGAAGUACCUGCUGCGACUGCUAGACAAGACGACCGUGAGCCACAACACCAAGAAGUUCCGCUUUGCCCUGCCCACCGCCCACCACGUUCUGGGGCUGCCUGUGGGCAAACAUGUCUACCUCUCUGCAAGAAUCGAUGGCAGCCUAGUCAUCAGACCAUACACUCCUGUCACCAGUGAUGAAGACCAAGGCUAUGUGGAUCUUGUCAUCAAGGUGUACCUGAAGGGUGUUCACCCCAAGUUUCCUGAGGGAGGGAAAAUGUCUCAGUAUUUGGAUAGUCUGAAGAUUGGGGACAUGGUGGAGUUCCGGGGCCCAAGUGGCUUGCUCACUUACACUGGAAAAGGGAAUUUUAACAUUCAGCCCAACAAGAAAUCUCCACCAGAAUCACGAGUGGCAAAAAAACUGGGAAUGAUUGCUGGAGGGACAGGAAUCACCCCAAUGCUACAGCUGAUCCGGGCCAUCCUGAAAGUCCCUGAAGAUCCGACUCAGUGCUUUCUGCUUUUUGCUAACCAGACUGAAAAGGACAUAAUCCUGCGGGAGGACUUAGAAGAGCUGCAGGCCCAAUAUCCUAGUCGCUUUAAGCUUUGGUUCACUCUGGACCAUCCUCCAAAAGAUUGGGCCUACAGCAAGGGCUUCGUGACUGCUGACAUGCUCCGGGAGCACCUACCUCCUCCAGGAGAUGAUGUGCUGCUGCUGCUCUGUGGGCCACCCCCAAUGGUGCAGCUGGCCUGUCAUCCAAACUUGGACAAACUUGGCUACUCUCAAAAGAUGCGAUUCACCUAUUGAGCAUCUCCAAGCUUCCCUUUUCCCCAAGUCUGCAAUUGUUCCCAGUCACUACUCAAACACUGUACACUGUUGAUUCUUGUCUUGAGACUGUCAGCCUUGUGUAUCUUAAUGUGGAGAUGCAAUUUGGCUGGUACCAAGGAACAAUGUUCCUCUAACCACAGAAGAGGGCCAAGGCCGUCAAUUCCUGGGAAGCCCCCUGCCAAUCGCUCUGUGACAGGAAGGCCCAUGGAGUAGCUAUUCUCUGAGGUCAGAAAUAUAACAUCACACUGGCUUUGUACCUGUCACGGAAAGAAUACAUUAUACAAAAUGUUUCAUUUAAUAUUCAAUGCCUACUCAGGGGCAGAUUCUGCUUAUGUGAGCACAAGUUAAAUGGGCUUAACAGAGGUAGACUUUAAACCUAGUAGAAACUCCAGACUUCAGACUUCAGACUCAGAACUCCAGACUUCAGAGAAAGGAGUCUGAAAUAUAGAUUCAUCUGUCUCAGCCCAUGCCUGUGCUAGAAGAAAUGGCUGUGUACAAUCUAAGACUGCUGCUUGUAUAAGAAGACUCUGGCUGCUCAAAUAAACGGGGCUGAGGCCUUAAUGUGGUCCCCA
Dipodomys ordii (Ord's kangaroo rat) is the source of this 1517-nucleotide messenger RNA. Its product is annotated as NADH-cytochrome b5 reductase 1. Bases 1 to 924 code for a protein of 307 amino acids. The transcript has 9 exons. Gene Ontology annotation, cellular component: mitochondrion. Lineage: Eukaryota; Metazoa; Chordata; Mammalia; Rodentia; Heteromyidae. Gene Ontology annotation, molecular function: FAD binding; oxidoreductase activity. The record is from RefSeq and is a predicted model, not a curated record.